Messenger RNA from Erpetoichthys calabaricus (reedfish), 4638 nucleotides. It is a transcript of the gene rev1, whose product is annotated as REV1 DNA directed polymerase. Gene Ontology annotation, cellular component: nucleus. Gene Ontology annotation, molecular function: DNA-directed DNA polymerase activity; damaged DNA binding; deoxycytidyl transferase activity. Bases 573 to 4271 code for a protein of 1232 amino acids. The record is from RefSeq and is a predicted model, not a curated record. The transcript is spliced from 23 exons. Gene Ontology annotation, biological process: error-prone translesion synthesis; error-free translesion synthesis. Lineage: Eukaryota; Metazoa; Chordata; Cladistia; Polypteriformes; Polypteridae.
CAUGCGGUAACGGAACUGCCAGAAUAAGACAUCCGUGAUCCGAAUGAAAAAAGUCAGGCUGGCAGAGCGCCAAUCUCCCGGGUUGUAGCUGUACUACAGCACUGAGAAAAGUCAAUGAAUCGCGAUCAGCGGGAGGAGGGAGGGUUUUCCCUUCCUUCACCGCCACCAGAGCAGCUGCGCCUCGGAAAUCCGAUCACGGCUCUGCGUCAGUGUGCUGACAACACAUCGGGCCGUUAGGGGGCGCCGCGAGACCAGCAGCCGCCGGCGCGUCUGACAGAGUGACCCCCGGCAGGAGGAGGGUCCGCGGCGGCGGGCAGCGAGAGGAGGAGCCGCAGAGAAAGGAAGGCGGCUGGAAAUGGAGAGAGAGAGAGAGAGGAAGAGGGGGUCGCGAAAGGGAUUGCUCGUCUGACCGAGGAGCCCACGAGAGAGCAAGACAAAGACACGGAGAAAGAUUAAAAAAGCAAACAGAAUACAAAGAAAAACAGCAACAAAUACGCGACGCGAAGGCGGAAGAGGGAACGGUUGGCCAUCUGAGCCGGGAAUGUUGGACUCGGUUUAAAAGAGGAUUCACUAUGAGUCGAGGUGGAUGGAGGAAGAGGGCCAGUGAAGACGAUGGAUGGGGUGGGCGGGGUGGUUAUAUGGCUGCAAAAGUCUGUAAGCUGGAGGAGCAGUUUAGACAUGAUGCACCGAAACAGCAACAGCACGAGGGCAUCUCCUCAAGCAUUUUCAGUGGUGUGGCAAUUUAUGUCAACGGGUAUACUAACCCAACAGCAGAUGAACUGCGAAAGUUAAUGAUGGUCCAUGGAGGGCAAUACCACAUGUAUUAUUCAAGGUCCAAAACCACACAUAUUAUUGCCUCAAAUCUGCCUAAUAGCAAAAUCAAAGAACUCAAGGGAGAGAAGGUGGUUCGUCCAGAGUGGAUCACGGACAGUAUAAAGGCUGGCAGGCUCCUUUCAUAUCUCCAGUACCAACUUUACUCAAGGCAGAAAAGCCUCAAUUUUAACAAUGUAUGCAAACUGGAGGAACCUACUCCAGGUCCAAGCAAUAUUCCCAAGGAAUUGGAGACCAGGGUGAAUGGUACAGCAAAAAAGCUACCAGAUAUUAUGAAAAAUGUCACAGUUAAACUGAAUGGUUGGAAUGGCUUGGAUAAUCUGGAAGAAGAGGAAGAGUUUGAACUUAAUGAACUGGAGCCUAUAUCUCCAGUACACUACUGGAAUGCGUUUAAGCAUUCCCAGAACCCGGCCUCCAUUGCUAAUGGCCACGCACACAGCUCUAAUGGUGCCUUAAAACCACUGGAACAGACAUUGCAUCCUGGAAGGACUUCCAUUGGCAAGAGCCCUUGUAGUCUGUUGAGUAGGAAGGACGUAAACAAAGAACUUGGUGAGAUGAGAGACUAUGGGGUGCAGCAGUACAGUAACCAAAAUGCAGACACACACUUGAACUUGAGCUGUCCAGCAGACCCGCCACCUUUGCACAGUAACAUUAAAGUGAAUGGUGCUCACCACAUUAGUGUUCAGGGCCCCUCGCCUUCAAAAAGCACUUAUGAGCCUUGUCAUAAGCAGGCUGCUCCCAUGUCUCCUCCAAGUGCUCACCCCAGGACAACAGACUCCAGCUUUAUAUCUGAAUUCUACUCGCACUCCAGACUGCACCAUAUAUCAACCUGGAAAUGUGAGUUCACUGACUUUGUAAAUAACCUUCAGCGACAAAGCAACGGCUUUUUCCCUGGCAAGGACAAGCUGAAAAGACUGAAGAAUGGAAGGGUGUGCCAACCUUCCAGUGACACAGGGAAUACAGGUCCACAUAAACAUCAGACCUGUAUCAUGCAUGUUGACAUGGAUUGCUUCUUUGUGUCUGUUGGAAUUCGAGAUAAGCCUGAUUUGAAAGGGAAGCCAAUAGCUGUCACCAGCAACAGAGGGGGUGGAAGAACAGCUUUGCGUCCUGGAACCAACAUCCAAUUAGAAAUGCAGUAUUAUAAAAGAAGAUACAUGAAGAGCAAAGGAGAUGAAACAAAAGUGCCUGGCAAAGGUGAUGUUUCAGCUUCCGAGACUCCAGAUGCUGGAUUGAAUGGAGUUGACCUGGAUCUGGCUGCUUUAUCUAUGGCUGAAAUUGCUUCAUGUAGCUAUGAGGCCAGGCAAGCAGGCAUUAAGAAUGGCAUGUUUUUUGGCCAAGCCAAGAAGCUGUGUCCUAGCCUUCAGUCUGUCCCAUAUGAUUUUAAUGCCUACAAAGAAGUGGCACUGACCAUGUAUGAAACUUUAGCAAGUUACACCCAUGAGAUUGAAGCUGUGAGCUGUGAUGAAGCCCUUUUAGAUGUGACAGACAUUCUGACUGACCUAGGACUUACUCCAGACUGCAUUGCAAAUGCUGUACGUGCCGAGAUCAAGGAGAAAACAAAGUGCACAGCCUCAGUUGGGAUGGCUUCCAACAUUCUGCUGGCCAGAAUGGCAACCCGCAAAGCCAAGCCAGAUGGGCAGUGCUACUUAAAGCCAGAGGAAAUCGACGACUUCAUCAGAGAUCAGCUGGUCACCAGUCUGCCAGGAGUUGGAAAGACAAUGGGUUACAAACUUGGCAUCAUGGGUGUGAGGACAUGUGGUGACCUACAACAGCUGUCAAUGGCAAAACUGCAGAAAGAAUUUGGACCGAAAACGGGUCAAACACUCUACCGUUUCUGCCGAGGCCUGGAUGACAGGCCGGUGAAGACAGACAGACAGAGAAAAUCUGUGUCGGCUGAAAUAAACUAUGGAAUCAGGUUUACACAGGCUUCGGAGGCCGAAGGUUUCUUGUUGGACCUUUCAGAUGAAAUUCAGAGACGGCUUGAAGCAGCUGGAGUGAGGGGAAGAAGGCUUACUCUAAAGGUCAUGGUGCGAAAACUUGGUGCCCCUUUGGAACCAGCGAAAUUUGGAGGACAUGGCAUAUGUGACAGUCUUACAAGGACGGUCAACCUGGAACAGGCUACAGACAACAGCAGAGUUAUUUGCAGAGAGGCUCUUAAGCUCUUCUACUCAUUGAAAUUGAAUGUUUCAGACGUGAGAGGGGUUGGCAUGCAGAUAAAUCACUUGAUUCCUGUCCAGAGAAGGAACACUGUUACCUCACCUCAUGUGGCCCAGCCAUACUCUGUGAAAGAUCUUCUCAUGGCAAAGAGAUCAAAGCGACUGAGUAGUGUGCCUGCUGAAACAUGUGAGUCAACAAGUCCUGACAAAUCGUUGCUACUACGAAAUUCCCUCUGCUCUGCACCUUUUAAACAACAAUUGACAGAACCAACGCCAGGGACCAGCAAGUCGGAACCUGUGGUCAGAUAUAAUGGUGGCCUACACACACCAUCCAAGAGCAGGGCAAACCUCAGUAUAGAAGUGCCAUCACCAUCCCAGAUAGACCACUCAGUACUUGAAGCUCUUCCAGCUGAUAUUAAGCAGCAAGUUGAGCAGGUGUAUUUGAGCAAAUCAGAGGAAACGCCGAACGGAUUUGUCAUGGAUGCUCAGCCUGUGGACACCCUCAUUCUGCAGAUUCCCGAGCAACUGGGGCAAAACAGUAACAACGGCAUCAUCGUUGCACUUCCUGAAUUUUCACAGGUAGACCCAGAGGUAUUUGCAGCAUUGCCUUUAGAACUCCAAGAAGAACUCAAGGCUGCUUAUGGACAAAGACAGAAGACAUCGGAGGGUAACAACAAUCAACAGCUUGCAUUAGUGACAAGAAAUCCACUGCUGCACUUGAAGCAGCCAAUUGUUGUUAAGACAAAAAAACGAAGUAAAAAGAAAAAUGUGUCUAGUCCAGUGAAGAAAGUCGAGAGUCCGCUGAAGGUCAAGUUGCUGCACAGUCCGAUGAAAAACAGUGCUAUCCACACACGGAGUCCCCAGAAACUAAUCCCAGACUUCCUGAAGCGUGAAGAGGCUGCUGCUGACAAAUUAAAGCUUGAGACUGGCCCUUCCACUUCAGGACUCUCCACAGUUUCUCAAGUCCAAGGUACCAAAGCAUCACUACCACAAGGCCCCAACCUGGCAGGUGCCUUUGAGCUGACAGAUAUAAAGAUGCUGCUGAAGGAGUGGGUCACCACUAUCUCUGAUCCCAUGGAGGAAGACAUUCUGCAAGUGGUGCGGUACUGCACUGAACUCAUAGAAGACAAAGAUCUGGAGAAACUAGACCUCGUCAUCAAGUACAUGAAAAGACUGAUGCAGCAGUCUGUGGACUCUGUGUGGAGUAUGGCAUUCGAUUUCAUCCUCGACAACAUUCAGGUCGUCAUACAGCAGAUGUACGGGAGCACCCUGAAGAUUACAUAGGUGGAAAUCCCCCUCGUGCCCCCCAAUGCAAUCCCAAGUGUACAGUCACACAAACACCAAUAAUUGGAGAGCCUGGAGCUCUUUGCUCGCUGUGCCAUAACUGCUUGUGAGGUCUUUGCAAAUAGCAUGGUAGCACUGCUCUUUGAAGCUGUUUUAUAUAAAAGAAAAACAAAAAAAAGUGUUUUGUACAUUUUAUUUGCAAAAAGUGCCAAAUUUGUCAGUAUUGCAUGUAAAUAAUGGUUUAAAAUUUCUCUUCUCUUGUAGCAUAGAUUCUAUUUACAAAAUGGUCGUUUAUAAAGUUUUAUGGAUUUUUACAGUGAAGUGUUUACAGUUGUUUAAUAAAGAACUGUAUGUAUGUUUUUUUGCA